AUGAAAAAUCAUGCCUUCGGGACCGCCUUGGUCUCACUGCUGGCAGCUGCGGUAACCAAGGGCGACGCGGCUAGACGCUCCUCGCGCCUUGCUUUCACCUUCACGGCACCGGCGCCCACGCCGCGUUGCUUGAGCAACAGCAUUAGCAGCAACCGCCUCGGGUGCAGACCUUGCUCGAAAUCGCAACCGGCGACGAGACCUGGAGGAUGGCCCCGUGUGGGUACCCGCAGACGAGUGGCAAAUGUUGCUGUCCUAGGCUUGGCUGAUGAUGGAGCGACGGGGCCAGGCUUAGGUGAGACUUCGCUACCAGACGGCACAAGCCGGGGGCGGCGGCAGAGGCACAGACCGCGACCGAGCGGGGGCGGGAAGCGAGGAGGUUGGUUCAAUAGGGCGGCCGGUGUAGGCGGGGCAGGACAAGCGGUUCGAUGUGCAAAGCUUGGUGCCGCUUCGGUACCGUCGGAUUUCGGCGGGACGGAAGAGGCGGAGGAUAGAUGCAUCAGGCGACUCGAUUUGGCGGUCCGAAGAGUUUUUGCCGAUUACUAUUCCUGCACUGACGUGCGGGAGACGACAGAAUCACUGGGCGUGUUUCUGAAGGAGGCUACUGCUGCUCUGGAGCUAGACUGCUCCACCUCCCGCUCCGGAAGCGUAUUCCCCGCCCACCUCGCCUCCCGACUGAAGGCCCGGCUGCUACAGACUGCGGACCGGCUGAACUACCACCUGGACGGGGACAAGCCGAUGGUCCUCUACCGUCUUUGGAACAGGGGCCGGCCGAUCGACGUGUACGACCGAGAUCUGCUAAACUGUCCUCGCUGGAUAGAGCUUGUGGCUGAGACGAAGAGACAGAUGGACAAUCCUCCGGUGGUGGUGGAGGGGGAAAUUGGCACCAUCUGCUACCCGAGCGGCGACAUUUUCGAGGGACAUGUCGAUUCUCUUAUCCGAACCGCAAAAGCGGGAGAAGUCCCCUUGGCGGCGGCGUCUUACCCACCGCAGAACGCGAGACCCUUCGUAGAUGCUGAGUUGUCUUCUUCCGCCGACGCUACCGCAUCCUCUCGGGGAUUAGAGGGCAGCAGUAGCGGCGGUGACGGCGGAGGGGCCGUGACCCAAGACGUGCGUACGGUCUCGGGGCUGGUGUCCCUGACGAUAGCUUGCUUGGAGGAAGGGAUGUCCGACGAGGCGACCAUCCUGCAGCGGCACCUCCAAAGCCCUGACUUCGGGCACCCCCUCCUGAGGCUGGCCUCGCCGUCUGGCAACGAACCAGACCACCCGCACCUUCCCGACGAUCCCGAGAUGAACCCGGAGUUGCUUCGAGCAGAAGAAGAGCUGACCGAGGAGCACUUAGCCCUCGGAGAGAGAGGAGCCAAGGAGCUCAUGCACGACAGGCGUCGGGCCCAGCUAGACGUAUACCUCAUUUGCGCCGCUUAUCGACGCAACCUGCCCGAAGUAGAUGACGCUGCCAGCAGAGGCGGCUGGCAUCUCAAUGAGGAGGACGGUCGGAUUCUGGACGAGAUGAUCAGAGAGGCGGCGGCGAUGGACUCGCGGUGGUCUUGA
Ectocarpus siliculosus is the source of this 1548-nucleotide messenger RNA. NCBI's taxonomy places the organism in Eukaryota, Phaeophyceae, Ectocarpales, Ectocarpaceae. The record is from the annotation of a GenBank genome assembly.